Messenger RNA from Cladocopium goreaui, 5184 nucleotides. NCBI's taxonomy places the organism in Eukaryota, Dinophyceae, Suessiales, Symbiodiniaceae. The record is from the annotation of a GenBank genome assembly.
AUGGCAGUCCCAACGGCAUCCGCACCAGGCAGAAAAGUGCGCACCACCGCAGAUGCAUCCAUCCCCCCACAAGAGGCUUUGAAAGUCUUGAAAGAGGGCAACACUCGCUUCCUCAAUGGAGCACCUACAGCAGCUCAAACCGAUAAGAUCAUGCGCAAGGAGCUUGUGGACAUGGGACAGGCCCCCCAUACUGCCAUCAUUGGCUGUGCCGACUCCCGAGCACCUCUCGAGACAAUUUUUGAUGCCAUGCCUGGUGAUUUGUUUGUGUUGAGGAAUGCUGGCAACACUUGCACUCACGCCGAAGGCAGCAUGGUGGGCAGUUUGGAGUUCUGUACGGGAAAGCUCGGUGCCCGCAUGAUUUUGGUGCUCGGUCACACCAAUUGCGGUGCGGUGUAUGGUGCCACGAAUGCCUACUUGGCAGCAAAGAAGUCGGGCACAGCCAGUGUGGAGUCGGCUUUGGAGGGUCUUUUGCUGGACUUGGCUCCCGUUGCAGAGAAGGCGGUGGCUGAGAUGCCUCACCAGAAUGCAGACGACAUUGCAGCCUAUGCUGUCCGGGUGAACGUGUUCCACACCAUCGACUUCUUGCUGAAGUACAGUGCUGGGUUGCGCGAGAAGGUGAAGAGUGGGCAGGUCGAGAUUCAAGGUGGCAUCUACCACCUGGAGUCUGGAAAGGUGGAAUUCAUGGGAUGCUCUCCGCAGCAGUCAGCCCUUUUGAGCACCAACCUUGGGCUUCCUCCAUCCAUGACUCGUGAGGGUGGCCGCACUUCUGGCUAUGGCCCUGCAACCCAAGGUGAGCAUGGCGUGCGCACAACUGUAGACAGUGCUGUUCCUGCUGAGGAAGCUUUGAAGAUCCUGAAGGCUGGCAAUGAGCGCUUUGCUGUGGGCGCUCCUUUGGCCAAGCAUGCCACUUCGAAGAUGCGUGAAGCUUUGGUGAGCCAUGGGCAGGCCCCACACACUGCCAUCCUGGGCUGUGCAGAUUCCCGUGUGCCAGUUGACACAGUGUUCGAUGCCAUGCCGGGUGAUUUGUUUGUGUUGAGGAAUGCUGGCAACACUUGCACUCACGCCGAAGGCAGCAUGGUGGGCAGUUUGGAGUUCUGCUGUGGCAAGCUUGGAUCCAAGUUGAUUUUGGUGAUGGGUCACACCAAGUGCGGAGCCAUUGCAGGAGCGACGGCCACUUACCUCGCCAACAAAGGCGCAGAAGGCAAGGCCAUGAAGAGUGCAGGCAGCGCACUGGAGGGUCUGCUAGUUGGCCUGUCUGGUGUGGCAAAACAGGCUGAGGAGGAGCUUGGCCCUGGUGCUGAUCAAGAUGAGUUGGUGUCCCUCAGUGUGCGUGUGAACGUCUUCAGCUCCAUUGAUUUCCUGUUGAAGUACAGCCCAUCUCUCAAGGAGCUUGUGAAGAACGGCAACUUGGAAAUCCAGGGUGGAAUCUACCACCUGGAAACAGGUCGAGUGGAGUUCCUUGGCCGCUCGCCCAGGCAAGCGGAAUUGCUCCGCUCUGACACGGCUUCUGUGCCACCAUCCCUGCAAGCAUUGCCCAUCCGCACAACAACAGAUGGACCUUUGCCAUCCAAGGAGGCAUUGAAGCUGCUGAAGGAGGGCAAUGCUCGCUUCACCUCUGGUGCUGCCAUUUCAGGAAAGAUCACUCCAGGCAUGAGGAAGGCAUUGGUCAACGAGGGUCAAGCUCCCCACACGGCCAUCAUCGGCUGUGCCGACUCCCGAGCACCUUUGGAGACCGUGUUUGAUGCCAUGCCUGGUGACAUCUUUGUGCUGCGCAAUGCUGGCAACACAUGCACCCAUGCUGAGGGCAGCAUGGUGGGCAGCUUAGAGUUUUGCCUGGGUGCUCUCAAGACCAAGAUGGUGUUGGUGCUGGGGCACACUGCCUGCGGAGCCAUCAAGGGUGCCACCUCAACGUACUUGCAAUCCAAGACUGGCAACGCACCCCAGGUCUCCAAAGCUCUGGAUGCCCUGCUGGUUGGCCUCAGCGAUGUGGCCAAGAAGGCCUCGCAGGAGUUGGGUCCCAACGCCACGGAGCAGCAGAUUGUGGACCGGACCAUCAAACUGAAUGUCUUCCACACCAUUGACUGCCUGCUGCAGUACAGCCCAUUGAUCCGAGAGAAGGUGGCGGCAGGUGAGGUGGAGAUCCAGGGUGGCAUCUACGACCUGGAGACGGGUCAUGUGGAGUUCUUGGGCCAAAGCCCAGCUCAAAACAUCUUGAUGAAAUCUGGUGCUACGUUUCCAGCAGUGCUUCGACCAGUCCAACAUCAAGCAUCAGUACCUCAAGUAGCUCCAGCGCAAGUGCUUGCAGCACCAGUUCAAUAUCGAGCACAGCGAUUCACGUAUGUGCUUCCAGCAACAACACGAGUAGUACAAGCACCAGCAGCACCAGCGUAUCUUCAGCCAGCACAAGCUGCUCCGGCUGGGAUCACAGAACAGAAGCUGUUUGCUUUGACAUCCCUUGAAUCACUCUAUCCCUUUGGCCCAGCUUUGAAACUCUUGAAAGAGGGCAACACUCGCUUCCUGAAUGGAGCACCUACAGCAGCUCAAACAGAUAAGAUCAUGCGCAAGGAGCUUGUGGACAUGGGACAGGCCCCCCAUACGGCCAUCAUUGGCUGUGCCGACUCCCGAGCACCUCUCGAGACAAUCUUUGAUGCCAUGCCUGGUGAUUUGUUUGUGUUGAGGAAUGCUGGCAACACUUGCACUCACGCCGAAGGCAGCAUGGUGGGCAGUUUGGAGUUCUGUACGGGAAAGCUCGGUGCCCGCAUGAUUUUGGUGCUCGGUCACACCAAUUGCGGUGCGGUGUAUGGUGCCACGAAUGCCUAUUUGGCUGCAAAGAAGUCGGGCACAGCCAGUGUGGAGUCGGCUUUGGAGGGUCUUUUGCUGGACUUGGCUCCCGUUGCAGAGAAGGCGGUGGCUGAGAUGCCUCACCAGAAUGCAGACGACAUUGCAGCCUAUGCUGUCCGGGUGAACGUGUUCCACACCAUCGACUUCUUGCUGAAGUACAGUGCUGGGUUGCGCGAGAAAGUGAAGAGUGGGCAGGUCGAGAUUCAAGGUGGCAUCUACCACCUGGAGUCUGGAAAGGUGGAAUUCAUGGGAUGCUCUCCGCAGCAGUCAGCCCUUUUGAGCACCAACCUUGGGCUUCCUCCAUCCAUGACUCGUGAGGGUGGCCGCACUUCUGGCUAUGGCCCUGCAACCCAAGGUGAGCAUGGCGUGCGCACAACUGUAGACAGUGCUGUUCCUGCUGAGGAAGCUUUGAAGAUCCUGAAGGCUGGCAACGAGCGCUUUGCUGUGGGCGCUCCUUUGGCCAAACAUGCCACUUCGAAGAUGCGUGAAGCUUUGGUGAGCCAUGGGCAGGCCCCGCACACUGCCAUCCUGGGCUGUGCAGAUUCCCGUGUGCCAGUUGACACGGUGUUCGAUGCCAUGCCAGGUGAUUUGUUUGUGUUGAGGAAUGCUGGCAACACUUGCACUCACGCCGAAGGCAGCAUGGUGGGCAGUUUGGAGUUCUGCUGUGGCAAGCUUGGAUCCAAGUUGAUUUUGGUGAUGGGUCACACCAAGUGCGGAGCCAUUGCAGGAGCGACGGCCACUUACCUCGCCAACAAAGGCGCAGAAAGCAAGGCCAUGAAGAGUGCAGGCAGCGCACUGGAGGGUCUGCUAGUUGGCCUGUCUGGUGUGGCAAAACAGGCUGAGGAGGAGCUUGGCCCUGGUGCUGAUCAAGAUGAGUUGGUGUCCCUCAGUGUGCGUGUGAACGUCUUCAGCUCCAUUGAUUUCCUGUUGAAGUACAGCCCAUCUCUCAAGGAGCUUGUGAAGAACGGCAACUUGGAAAUCCAGGGUGGAAUCUACCACCUGGAAACAGGUCGAGUGGAGUUCCUCGGCCGCUCGCCCAGGCAAGCGGAAUUGCUCCGCUCUGACACGGCUUCUGUGCCACCAUCCCUGCAGGCAUUGCCCAUCCGCACAACAACAGAUGGACCUUUGCCAUCCAAGGAGGCAUUGAAGCUGCUGAAGGAGGGCAAUGCUCGCUUCACCUCUGGUGCUGCCAUUUCAGGAAAGAUCACUCCAGGCAUGAGGAAGGCAUUGGUCAACGAGGGUCAAGCUCCCCACACGGCCAUCAUCGGCUGUGCCGACUCCCGAGCACCUUUGGAGACCGUGUUUGAUGCCAUGCCUGGUGACAUCUUUGUGCUGCGCAAUGCUGGCAACACAUGCACCCAUGCUGAGGGCAGCAUGGUGGGCAGCUUAGAGUUUUGCCUGGGUGCUCUCAAGACCAAGAUGGUGUUGGUGCUGGGGCACACUGCCUGCGGAGCCAUCAAGGGUGCCACCUCAACGUACUUGCAAUCCAAGACCGGCAACGCACCCCAGGUCUCCAAAGCUCUGGAUGCCCUGCUGGUUGGCCUCAGCGAUGUGGCCAAGAAGGCCUCGCAGGAGUUGGGUCCCAACGCCACGGAGCAGCAGAUUGUGGACCGGACCAUCAAACUGAAUGUCUUCCACACUAUUGACUGCCUGCUGCAGUACAGCCCAUUGAUCCGAGAGAAGGUGGCGGCAGGUGAGGUGGAGAUCCAGGGUGGCAUCUACGAUCUGGAGACGGGUCAUGUGGAGUUCUUGGGCCAAAGCCCAGCUCAAAACAUCUUGAUGAAAUCUGGUGCUACGUUUCCAGCAGUGCUUCGACCAGUCCAACAUCAAGCAUCAGUACCUCAAGUAGCUCCAGCGCAAGUGCUUGCAGCACCAGUUCAAUAUCGAGCACAGCGAUUCACGUAUGUGCUUCCAGCAACAACACGAGUAGUACAAGCACCAGCAGCACCAGCGUAUCUUCAGCCAGCACAAGCUGCUCCGGUACCUCUCGUGCAGACAACUUGGCACGGAGUGCAGGGCAAUCGCUUCAUCUGAGCAGAUAGACUUGCCCGAGGCAAGUUCUGCAAUUUUACAAAAUGUCGGGAAUGCAGUUGGAUUUGAUUAGGAUUUCACAUUUUUGGAUGCGUCCAUGAUGUGCCCCAUGUACAUCGCAGACAGGUCGCAUAGAUGUAUAGAAGAAAUGGCCAUUCUGCUCAGAAGCAGUCCUUCCAUGCCAAAUUUUCUCAAAGAGAUUCUUGUGGCAAGAAUUUGUCAACCACCACUUGGGCUCUACAGAAGUUUGGAGCCGUGGGAACCCUCCUUGGAGGUUCCGAUACCAAUAUUUUUCUUUUUUCUUGCUAUGUC